CACACACCCGGAAGUCAUGUUCAUUCAUUCUGCCGGUUGCUGGUUGCUUCAAGUUGUAUCGCAUCCCAUGGUAACACUCUCUUCUGGACGCACGAGAGAUGUUGCUGCUGGUGCUGGCCGCCCUCCUCCUGCUCUUCUGCACUCUGGAUGUUUGGUAUUUCCUGCGGGGGGUCCAUGUGUUCAUCGAGGCGACGUUCCAACCCAGAGUCAGGGACCUGCUGGCUGAGCAAAGCAUCGACGGCAUGGUCCUUCCUCAUGAUUUGGACUACAUGGGCCACAUGAACAACUCCCGAUAUCUCAGGGAGUGUGACUUUGCCCGCUUCCACCAUUACAUGCGAAACGGGCUGUUCAUGGCCUCACGCAAACUGGGGGCCAGAAUGGUGGUAGGGGCCUCCACCAUCCGGUACCGGCGCUCCCUGGCCUUCCGUGAGGCUUUUGAGAUUCGGACCAAAAUAGUGGGAUGGGACGAGAAGGCGUUUUACGUGGAGCAGCGCUUUGUGUCCAAGAGAGAUGGCUUCGUCUCUGCCAUCAUGCUCUGCAGGCAGAACGUGGUGCACUGCAGCCCGGAGAGCAUCAUCGAGUUUGUCUGCAAAAAGAAGAUCGAAUGCCCAGUGUUUCCAGAAGAGCUCCAACACUGGAUCAGCUUCAUCACAGCCAGCAGCCAGGCCCUGAGAGCGGAGAGCGGACUGGAGGAGAAGAACAAGUGAAGCCCCACACCAUGUAUCAUGAGCGUAGCCCCUCAUAUAAUUUGCAUUGCACGCACAUAUAUACAGUAUACAUACAUGCACACACACAGUUAAUCAUCGUAGAGAUAUUUUAUUUGGCCUACACGAUUACAGUGAUCUCUGUUCUGGGUCCAUCUUUCCUGCUGUUUAUUUUUCUAUGAUGUGACCAGAACAUCUGAACUUAUGAAAACUUGAACUGUAAGAUAUUCCAUGUUUUAAAAUGCACCAUAUGCAUUGGGAUGAUAUUAAAAGUUCUCUCAGAAAAAAACUAGCUUUAUUUAUUGCAGCUUAUAGACUGGCUUGAGACAUCUUCAUUCUCAUGUUAGCAAAAGUUAUCUAACUUCAGAUAAGCAUGUACAACUCAAUUUAAUCUUCCACUGACAUAAAUGCAUGUUUCAAAACAACUAGAGGAUUUAUUUUGUGCCUGUUUUUUCUUGAUUAGCACUAGUUUACAGUUACAAUUGCAGAGAAGUAUACCUUUUUACAAAAAAAAACAUAGGUGUGAUGAAAUACUUGAAUGGACGUUAUGAACAUGUACUGAAAAUGGUUUUACUCUUUCCAUCAGCACUUUGCACAAUGUAACCCGAGGGAGUGGACAACAAUCUGAAAGGGAAUAUUUGACUUUGAAGGAUAAUUGUAAUCAGCACAGUAGAGUUAUUUUACUGAAUGUAUGAUACAUGCAUUUAAAGGGUGGGUUCUUGAUUGGAAUUGUAUAAAACUAGGGGAAAUGCUUAAAUGGAAAUAAGCAGUCAUAAUAAGCAAAUGCUAAUGGAAAACCUGAAACGCACAAGAAACAAAGAUGUUAGGGUAAUGCUUGCUUGGCCUUUUAAAAUUGGGAACCUUUAUUUUAAUGAAACUAAGCUUUAUUUUGUGACCAAAGUAAUGUAUUGUUCUGUAUGAAGAUAAAAUAUUUUUCAAAGAUGUAUGUCUUACCUGAUAUUUAUGUUGUUGAUGCACUGAAAAUCCUGCUUAAUUUAUUUAAGUUUAAAGAUAUUCAUUGAACUUUUAUUUUCCACUUAUAUUAUGUAUGAUCUAUUGAAAUGGGUUAAUGUACCACACUUUAUUUAUUGUGUUUGCUAAUUAUUUGAAAACAUUUUAAAUUAAAAAUGCAUUGGAAAAA
Molecule: messenger RNA, 1845 nt
Organism: Trematomus bernacchii (emerald rockcod)
Lineage: Eukaryota; Metazoa; Chordata; Actinopteri; Perciformes; Nototheniidae
Product: protein THEM6-like
Exons: 3
Coding region: 99-707 (202 amino acids)
Source: RefSeq, a predicted model, not a curated record